Molecule: messenger RNA, 1143 nt
Organism: Arachis ipaensis
Lineage: Eukaryota; Viridiplantae; Streptophyta; Magnoliopsida; Fabales; Fabaceae
Product: F-box/FBD/LRR-repeat protein At1g78750
Molecular function (GO): protein binding
Source: RefSeq, a predicted model, not a curated record
ACAUAUAUAACCAUCUAAGCAGUGGACAGGAUCGAAAAGGUGGAAUCAUUAUCCCUACAGGGUUUACAAAAGCUCAAGAAAGUUGAUGUUGAAGGAAUACAAGAAGUACAUAUUGAUUCUCCAAGUCUUGAGGAGCUAUGCUAUCAAGCUUGGGAUCUCAAUGCACCGUUCAAGCUGAAUUUUGAUAGUUGCACAAAUUUAAGGUGUUUGGAAUUAAGCAAUUUGAAGAACACUGCUAUUGCAGACAAGUGGUUUCUUGAACUGUUUUCUAAGUUUCCUUUUAUUGAGAGCUUGAAACUAUUUGAUUGCUCUAUGUCUGAGAGGAUUAAUAUUUCGAGUUCUCAACUCAAGAUCUUGCAGCUAAUGUUUUGCUCUAAGUUGAAGGAGGUCAAUGUUGAUGCUCCAAAUUUGUUAUUAUUUGACUAUCGUGAUGAUGACAAACCUGUUAUAUCUUUUAUGAGAAGUUCUAAUCAACUUGAAGUCAAUAUUUCUACCAAUGUGGAUUUUCGGCACUUUUAUAGCUUGAGGGAAUUUACCCGGAAUAUGCCACAAGUGAUUUUGGCAUCACUUUCCCUCUCUAUUGGACAAUCAUUUCCUGGUGAUGAUCCAUACAUGCCUGCAUUGCUAGUUUCCUCCACUACUCCUCCAAGUAUCAAACAUUUGGUGUUGAGAGAAUAUUCACCUCCAGACAGUGAAGCUCUCUAUAGCCAGCUACUUAUGAAUUACUUGCUUUCAAAUUGCUUCCCAAAAACAAUUUCAUUCAUAUAUCAUCGUCGUUUCUCAUUCAUUGAGUUCUUCUAUGAGAAGCUGAUGGGCAGUGAAAAGGGAGAGUGCUAUUGCAGUUCAGGUGAUAGAAAGUGUUGGUGGCAUGCCUUGAAGAUUGUCAACAUCUCUUGUUCAUUCAUGACUGAUGAGAAUGCUGACUUUAAGGCCAUGCUAGAUGCGUCAGCGAGAUCUUUUGAGGAGAAAACUAUCACUUUUAGCUUAGAGCUGUAAUCUUGCUCUUAUCAACCUUUGAACAUUCCUAAUUAGAAUUAAAAACUUUAAUGUUGAUGCUGAGUUACAUCUAUUUAUGUAUAUUGAAGUGGCUAUUAUAUAACAGAGUACUAUAAUGGAGCUAAUGCGUUUAACUAUUCACAUUAA